This is a messenger RNA of Zychaea mexicana, 2314 nucleotides long. RefSeq lists its product as uncharacterized. The record is from RefSeq and is a predicted model, not a curated record. The transcript is spliced from 6 exons. Lineage: Eukaryota; Fungi; Mucoromycota; Mucoromycetes; Mucorales; Lichtheimiaceae. The annotation marks the transcript as partial.
AAGCAACAGCAACGGUGAUACGUCGCCGCGGCGGUCGAACGACGAGUUUACCCCGCCAGGGGCUAACUGGAUUCCAGGCAAGAAAGGCGUGGCAUCAUCACCUGCGCCAAACAGGGUUUUACCUCAGCCUCAUGCGAUGAACCAUUUACCUUUCCAGGCAGCCGUCACUAUGCUACCGACAUCACCGCCCAUGAGCACACGGCUACCUUUUAGCAAUAACAAUGGAAGAACUACUACUUUAGUGACGACAAAGCAAACGAUUGACGAAGGUUUUGAGCCAUCAUCAUUCGCGUUUCCCCGACUUACGCAGUGGCCAGCGCCAGUAGCAGCAUCUCUUCAUCAGGAGGACGCGGAUCGGGAACGUUGGCGCCAUUCCGAAGAUAACGGAGUGCUCCAUGGUUUGUUUGUUACUACUUCUUUUUUUUCUGUUAAUGAUUGGCGUAGAGUUGUUAUUGUUACUUGUUACCUUCCGUUUCCCUCUCUCCUUCUCUCCUUCUCUCUCCGUUCUAAUUUAAUCCACUCUAUAACCUUGAAAACAGAAAGACAUCAACAGGGCUCAUCGUCUCCACAUCAUCACCACUUUUUGUCUGAGAAUGACAAAUCCUAUUUAGGUAAUACGAUGGUGUGGGUUGCAUAUGAUCGACGUGACAAUCAUUUUGUACACACAGAGUUCCCUAGUAACGAUGACCAUAGCAACGACAACCAUGGCAACCAGGGUAUUCAGAGCGACACCAACGGCAACGAUAGCAUCAGUAACAACAACGAUAGCUGGUGGAGACGCGAGGAGGAUUCCUUUCAACAACAGCAGGCACAGGAGCAUCCGUAUCAUUCCGUUACGUUUCGAGUUGAUUGCCCCACAGCAGAACAACAACAGGACGAUCGACCCAUCAAAAAGCGGUCUCAAAAUGCAUUUGUUGUAUUCAGCUCUGAACGGCGCGGUCAAAUCCGUGCGCAGCAACCACGGAUACGCAACUCUGAUUUAAACAAAUUACUAGGCAAAGAGUGGAAAGGCUUGAGCGAUGGACAUAGGUCACAUUACAAGCAGCGGGCCGAAAUCCUCAAGGAACAAGCUAUAAAGGACUUGUAUCGUCAUUCCGAGGAACAAUCAUCGUCGUCAUCCAUAAGCACCAACAGCAUUAGCAAUAUGAUUGGUAGCAGCUUACUUGUUUCUUCAUCUUCAUCAUCUCAGCAACAACACAACACUUCUUCUAUUACUACCCCUUCUCCCACUGCACACAACCAUCAUCACAGCUACGACUACAACUACCAUUAUCAACACCACUAUACUGCAGAUAAUCAACAUCACCAUUAUAAUCAGCAUCAGUCGUCGUCGUCGUCCUCACAUACCCGCUUCACCGCCACCGGUAGUAAUGGUACCAGUCACAGCAGUAGCGAAUGCAACGUGUUCACGACUCCGAGACACUUGAGUGUCAGCAGUGAACGGUCGCAUGAUGCUUUAUUUGUCGCAGCAAACAAUACGUCUCCAGCAGCAGAUUGGCACUCUAACGCCAGUUCAAGAAGCGAUGAUGAAGAAGAAGAUGACCACAAUGACGAUGAUGAAAACGUUGAUGACCGCGAAGAAGAUCGAAUCCGUAGAUCACCGUCUUCACCAUCUCCUCCUCUAUUGACCUCACGUGGUGUUAUGAGUGAAAUAGCAAGCGGAGCCGGAGCAGCGGAAGCGGAGGCCUUGGCAGGAUUAGCGUCCUCUAUGCAGCAACGCAAUGACGAUACUCUCAAAAAGCGUCUAGCUGGUUACAAACGGCCGGGUGAAAAACCAAAACGGGUGAAACGACCGCCAAACGCAUAUCUUUUGUUCAACCGUGAUGUUCGACACAAAAUUUUGGACGGCAACCCAAACCUUACUGUGGCAGAAAUCAGCAAGAGAAUCAGCGAACGGUGGAACAGCUUGUCAGAGGAACAUAAGGCGUAUUACAAUCAAGAAGCAGCUCGAUUAAAACAACGGCACAUGGACAAUCAUCCAAACUUUAUAUAUUCCCGUCGAUCCAAAGCCGAGUUGGAAAAGGCUGGCUAUCGCUCACGACCAUCCAAGAAACGAAAAGCCCGCGAUCCACGUGGCCGUAAAAAGAAAAGAUUGAAAAACCCAACAGCACCCAAGCACCCUAUGUCCGGUUUUCUAUUUUACUCGAUCUCUGUUCGCUCGGAAAUCGUGGCAGAUAUGCCAAAGGCAACCGUGGGUGGGAUAAGUAAGGUGAUAGCGGAGCGAUGGCGGAAGCUUCGAGAGGACGAGCGGGCGCCGUGGAUCCAAAAAGCUAAAGAAGACAAGGAACGGUAUGCGCGGCAGAUGGAGUCGUUU